Molecule: messenger RNA, 855 nt
Organism: Perkinsus marinus ATCC 50983
Lineage: Eukaryota; Perkinsozoa; Perkinsida; Perkinsidae
Exons: 2
Coding region: 291-587 (98 amino acids)
Source: RefSeq, a predicted model, not a curated record
CCUUAUGCAACAUGGUUGUCCAGGGUAUGACUCCAGUGGUAUGAUCCCAAUCUCUGGCGAGCACAUUGCUGUUAUAGACGGUAUUACUCUUUGUAGAUCUUCAGGAAGGAUAUUACUGUUACCCAUUACCUUUUUUAUCUACUACCACUGAAGAUUACCUCUAUGUCUAUCCAAUGAAUACUCGCGAGAACGAUUUUGCUUAGCUGAACUCCAAGCGCUACGUUGGAGGGGUGAUAGGCAAGUCUGUAUCAACAGCAGGGGGAAUGAAGUCUAUCCGAUAAUCGAUUAUAAUGGCUCCGUUGUCAGACGUGGUUUUCAAUACUGGUUUGGUUGGUUAUCCCGACAGCUCGACUGAUCCUAGCUUUUGGUGGCUAGUCCAGAGCGCUGGUAUACGGGGGCCAGCUGGUGGAGCUAUAACUAUGGUUCUUUCUGAUGACCUGGACCAUCCCGGCCCACUGCGCAACUUCGAAGGCGGGAGAUGUCACGUCAAGGGACUGGUCAUCAGCGGCUCCGGCAUCGCUAGACAUACUCUAUCGGAACGUUUCAGACGAUUAGAUCGACCUAUGCGAGGACAAGCUGAGUGCUAGGUGGACCUCCCUAACAUAACUGAAGGAUUCGAGAUGCGGAGAGUCGCAGUGAAUACGGCAACGGCCCUCGUCAAUGGCAACUGGCACCGAUGGCUAGGGGACGUGUUGUCGUGGUCAGAACUAAGAGGGGAAGAGACGAUGAAAUAUGCUUCGAUAUUGGCAUAUGGCAACUCUAGCAGAAGCUCGAGUAGUAGUACCACUAGUGAUGGUGCAUGUUGGCACUGACGGCGUUGCUCUUAAUGCCGAUCGGCAACUAGUGCCGCUUUUC